GUUAAUUUUUUUCCUUUGUCCAUUGAAUGUUUCAACGUUGUUUUCCUUUGUUGUUGUUGGUUGAAUCAAUUCUUGUCUGUCCGAAAUUGAAGAAGAAAAAAAAAUAAUGAAAUUCUUAUCAUUGUUGACGAUUGUCGCAAUGUUUUGCCUAACAUUCGUCUAUAGUGGAACAGAUAAAGUACUUGAUAGUGAAAAAGUAAUUAAUGAAAGUAAAAAUUUAAUAAAAAAAACUGAAAAUCUUCGUACAACAAUUGCUGAAAUGCCAUAUCAACAACAUAAAGAACUUGGUGAUCAGGCAAAUGUUCUUCGCUAUUGGCUGCUAAAAGCACGUACACCAACUAGAUAUAAAAAAGAUUUUGAUAAAAUUAUUCAAGAAUUAGAUAAACAAAAUGAACAUAUGCAAAGAAUAUUGAAAAAAUAUGGACAUUAAAUUUG
Dermatophagoides pteronyssinus (European house dust mite) is the source of this 435-nucleotide messenger RNA. RefSeq lists its product as uncharacterized. The record is from RefSeq and is a predicted model, not a curated record. Lineage: Eukaryota; Metazoa; Arthropoda; Arachnida; Sarcoptiformes; Pyroglyphidae.